AUGGCAGAAUCUAUUUCUCGUGUUCGAAUCAAUCGAUUUAAACGAUUAUUUGAUAUGCUAAGUAAAAUCAAUCUGUUUGAAAAAGAAGACACGAUGUCCGUCAAUGAUCAAUUACUUUCUACAAGAUUUUUUAUUUUUCUGUUAACCUUGGCUCUGAUCAUAGUUUUUACUGUUACAACAUUCUAUGACCGAACCGAAUCUGUUACUAUCGAUUUUCCCUCAGAGGACAAAUUUAGAACAUUGUCCAUCCAUUAUCUCAGCACACUUACAUGUCCGUGUACACAAAUAUCCACCCAAGAAGAUCAAGUUCUUUCAUUUAAUCCGCAAUACCAUCCAAUCUGCACGAGUUACUUUGUUAACGAUUCAUUUAUCUUAUCUUUGUCUAAUCUCAAUAUCAGUCGUUACUUUACCGGCGAUUAUCGCGUGAUGUUAACAUCCCAUUUUCAAACUCUUGCCUUACUUUGCCGAACAGUCAAAAAGUUGACGUUCGAUGCAAUAAAUGAGUUUGGUUCUGAACAGCUCAUCACUACUCAUGCUUUAUCUUCCAACAUUUUCAACGCAACAGUUAAGGAACUUGCCGAUCAAUUAAAAUCAAAGACUAUGGCAAAUCUGAAACAAACAAGUGAUUUUGUUUGGUUGAAUAUUCUUCAAAAUGGCAUCUAUUCUGGAUUGCGUACAAAUUAUAAAGAUCGACUUUCACCUCCGACGAACUUAUUGAUUAGUUCCGCAAAUACUUUAAGUACGUCAACAAAAACAUGCUAUUGUGAGAGAGGCGUGACCUGUGUGGACCAAGCUGAAUUAUUCAAUUUCACCGGAUGGAAAGAAGGCUUUAAUCCAUUCACUAAUAAAUCGGUUUUUGUUCUUGAUGUAUCAACACUUACUUCUAUACCCGGUCUGAUGAUGGGUUGUUUACCAUACGAUUCAUUGCUUCAUUCAACACUUGAAUGUUUUUCUGAUCAACCUUGUAUUGAUACCCUUCGAUACUUCACUCCAGAAUUUCCAUUCGUUUCAGCAAUCUCAUCUUCAUCUCGUUAUUUGAUAAAUUCAACCGUCAAAAUACUACUAGAUGAAUUGUUCAUUGAAUCAUGGUAUGAACAGAGCAAUUUCAGUGCUCAUUAUCGCAGUUGUUCUCCAUCUUCAUGCACAUACUUCUACAAUCGACGAAUUAAUCUCGUUCACGCUAUCACCACAAUUAUUAGUCUCUUCGGUGGUUUCAAUACAGUUAUAAAGUUCUGUGUACCAUUCAUCAUCAGAAUCUUUCGACGAUUACAACGAUGCAGACAACAUCUUGACACAACUAUCGAGACAGUAGUCGAAACGAAACCGGUUUUGAAUCUUAGUUUGAAAAAUCGUCUUUUGGUUCUUAUAAAUCAAGUAAAGGCGAAAAUAGUAACACUAAACAUCUUUCCGCCAUCAUCUGAUAUUAUCGACGAUCUGUAUUCCACACGUGUUUACCUCGUAUCGAUGGCUGUUGGAUUAAGUGUUCUUAUUUUUUAUACUUCAAUUUCGAUCCAAACUCGAAGUAUUACUGUUGAUAAACCAUCAUUAGGUAUUUAUGAACAAUUGUAUAGACGAUAUCCAGCAACACUCAUAUGCCCAUGUACAUAUCUUUCGAUUCCGUAUUCAUUGAUUAUACAUCUGCAGCCUCAUUAUCAUCAAGUGUGUUCGAGUGAUUUUGUUCGAGAUGAUAAGUGGUUUCUGUAUUUUGUAAAAUCUCCCGUCUUGCUAUUCGCAUCUGAUUUCCGCAAUACUGGCUUGAGACUCUUCACUCUACUCCAAACAUUUUGUGUGAUGUCGAAUGAAACUAUAUCAAAUGAACUAACUGGAUUUAAUUACACACGUUUGGUCAGUGGUAAUGUAUUGCCAAGAAAUGUAUUUGAUGAGCAAACAUCUACAAUUAUUCGGCAAUUUCAACAACAGGUACAUAAUUUAUUUGACAGCGACACUUGUUGA
Molecule: messenger RNA, 1953 nt
Organism: Adineta ricciae
Lineage: Eukaryota; Metazoa; Rotifera; Eurotatoria; Adinetida; Adinetidae
Source: the annotation of a GenBank genome assembly